CUGGCUCCGAGGAGACGGCGGGCGGCACUAGAGGGAGCUGCUAGCGCCGCCGCCGCCUUCGCCGCACCGGCCCCCCACGCCCGCGGCCCGGAGCGCCGCCUCCCAGACCGCGCCGCCGCGAUGGCGGAGGACAGCGAGUCAGCGGCCAGCCAGCAGAGCCUGGAGCUGGACGACCAGGACACGUGUGGGAUCGACGGGGACAAUGAGGAGGAGACGGAGCACGCCAAAGGAAGUCCCGGAGGGGAUUUGGGUGCCAAGAAGAAAAAGAAGAAACAGAAGAGAAAAAAGGAGAAACCGAAUUCUGGAGGCACCAAGUCAGACUCGGCGUCUGACUCCCAGGAGAUUAAAAUUCAGCAGCCUUCCAAAAAUGCCACCAUUCCCAUGCAGAAGUUGCAGGAUAUCCAGAGGGCAAUGGAGCUGUUAUCCGCAUGCCAGGGCCCCGCCAGGAACAUUGAUGAGGCUGCCAAACACAGAUACCAGUUUUGGGACACACAGCCGGUACCCAAACUAAAUGAAGUGAUAACGUCUCACGGUGCAAUUGAAGCUGAUAAAGAAAACGUGCGUCAGGAGCCGUAUUCCCUGCCACAGGGUUUCAUGUGGGACACGUUAGAUUUGGGCAACGCCGAAGUGCUCCGGGAGUUGUACACUCUGUUGAACGAGAAUUAUGUGGAGGACGACGACAACAUGUUCCGGUUUGACUAUUCGCCGGAAUUCCUGUUGUGGGCCCUGCGUCCCCCAGGCUGGCUCCUCCAGUGGCACUGUGGGGUCAGGGUGUCUUCAAACAAGAAACUAGUGGGGUUCAUCAGUGCCAUCCCUGCCAACAUUCGGAUCUACGACAGCGUGAAGAAGAUGGUCGAAAUCAACUUUCUCUGUGUUCAUAAGAAAUUGCGAUCCAAACGGGUAGCCCCAGUAUUGAUUCGAGAAAUAACCAGAAGAGUGAACCUGGAGGGGAUCUUCCAGGCUGUUUAUACCGCAGGAGUGGUUCUUCCUAAGCCAGUGGCUACGUGCAGAUACUGGCAUCGAUCACUAAACCCCAGAAAAUUGGUAGAAGUGAAAUUUUCUCACUUGAGUAGAAAUAUGACUUUGCAGAGAACAAUGAAGCUGUACAGACUUCCGGAUGUUACAAAAACGUCAGGCUUGAGGCCAAUGGAACCAAGAGAUGUUAAAGCCGUCCAAGAACUAACCAACAGUUACCUGAAGCAGUUUCAUCUGGCCCCAGUGAUGAAUGAAGAGGAAGUGGCCCACUGGUUCCUCCCUCAAGAGCACAUCAUUGACACCUUUGUAGUGGAGAACUCCAGUGGUAAACUAACUGACUUCCUGAGCUUCUACACACUCCCCUCCACAGUCAUGCACCACCCCGCUCACAAGAGCCUCAAGGCUGCCUACUCCUUCUACAACAUCCACACGGAGACGCCGCUGCUGGACCUCAUGAACGACGCGCUCAUCAUAGCCAAGCUGAAAGGAUUUGAUGUAUUCAAUGCACUAGAUUUGAUGGAAAAUAAGACAUUCUUGGAAAAACUCAAGUUCGGCAUAGGCGACGGCAAUUUACAGUAUUACUUGUACAAUUGGAGGUGCCCAGGAACAGAGUCCGAAAAGGUUGGACUUGUAUUACAAUAGAUGGAUAUUUCUGUUCUUAGAACUCUUUCGUCAUCAGUCGUUAAUAUUCUAGUUAAUGAUGCCUGGAACUGCCAUUCCAAAGAAGAUGAGAAGCACAACUUAAGUGACAUCAUAGUCAGUAACAGAAAAGAUGAGAAAAAAAAUCCAUUUGUGACCAAGAAAACACAUCCGUAGCUAGAACGUUAACAUUCACCCUUUUUUUCACCAUUUACCCAUUGGUAGGAGGGAUGGACGAAGGGUACAGAGAGUACGUUCCUUGAAUUUGCAACCUUUUCGCUGGCUCUCGAUGAAGAAAAGUUCUUUUUUUUCCCUCUCUCUAGAAAAGGGGCCACUUUUCUGUGGACUGGACAGACGUCACAGCAUCAUGUAAGAAAACCUUGGGCACCGUGCGGAGGUAAAGUGCUGCCCCUCUGUCUGUGACGAGGCCUCUGGUCUGCGGGGCCGUGUCCCGAGAGGAGCGCGCCGUCUGGAAAGUGUUGCCUUCCGUCUCCCAACGCGGUCCCCUCGGGAGCGCCCACGGAAGCAGCACAUCUGUGCCUCGGUCACGAGCCGUGGAUGACGGAGUGAAGAGCGAGGUAAAAACGCCCUGGGGACUGUGUGUGUCUCGAGAGGCGAAGUUGCCACUUCAGUCCGUGUGUAUUGGCAUCUGCAGCGGGUCGGUGGACUCUUUCCAGAGUCAGGUGUGGGGCAGACAUCCCCGAAGCGUGUCCAGCCCGGGACGAGCCAGGCUGUCCUGCCCCGCAGACACUCUUUCUUCUCCGCAACAGCCAGGCUGCGGGAGGCGAAGGGAGUCGAAGCCCUCGAGUCACGUGUCGCGCGCGGUGGGGUUUGACUGCUCUCAGGACGCUGAGAGUCUGAAUGUUUUUAAUUCCUUAUGCAGAAUUGCACACCUUCCUUUAUGCUGACUCUAAUUUAUCAUGAAAGCUGUCAGGCUCUUGGAAGACUUCUUAUUUGUAAAUAAGUAUCAUCAUUUUGUUACUUAUACUGGUGUUUUUAUCUCUGGUUUGAAAAAGGAGUUUCCCAGUGUACAUAACUGUAAAUAUCGCCCAUAGUCGACAUAAACUGGCCUCAACUACCACACAGUGCGUCCUUCUUCCUGCCUUUACUGUACCAGUGCCUAGGCCGCUCAGUCCAGAACAAUCUAAAUACCUUAGAUAACAGGAUGCCCUUCCUCCGUGUUCUUACUAAGGAGUCCAGGGAACCCAUCAUACUUCACACCAGGCAGGAGCUAGCAAACUCUGGCCUGUGAACUCGAGUCAGCUCAUCAUCUGUUUCGGACAGCCCACGAGCUAAGAAGGGUUUUACAUUUUUGAAUGGUGUGUGUGUGGCGGGAGGUGGGGGGGAUCAAACGAGGAAUGUUUUGCGACACAUGGAAAUUAUAGGGAGUUCAGAUUUCAGCACCCAUAAGGUUUCAUGGGAACACGGCUACAUUCAUUUACGUGUUGCCUGUGUGGCUGCUUCAUGCUACGAAAGACACUUUUGUAGUUGUUUGUAGAGUUGUUCUGACGGAGGCUACGGGCCAGAAGGUCUAGCGUAUUUACAACCUGGCCCUUUAAUGGGGAAAGAAACUGCCACUGAUGUCCACCAAGGAGCAGAAAGCCAGCUCGCCCUUGUCCUUAGGGCCAACCCAUGGCCGUGGCAUCCCGGACUUCCACUAGGGGGCAUGCUUGCCCCCCCCAAGUCAACCACAGUUUAAGGACAGCGCUGUUCAGGGUGACUUGCAUAGGAUGAUUCCAAUCCAGCUGCAUUACCAUUUUCUCCUAACAGAGGGAGAAAGCCUCUAGAAGCAAAAAUGAACCAAUUCACGGAGACACCAGAAUUAAGUAAAAGGGAUUUUUAGCCUUAUCUGAGGUCAAGGCUGUAGUUGGGGAUUACGUUGUACCAGUUUUUAGGGCACAGUCUUAUACAACGUAAGUUUUCAAAGAAUUGCAGUUUUGCCCCUCAGAAAUUCUGUCACAGACUCACCUCCUGAUGAGGUGGCAUUGUUCCUUUAUUCGCGUACCUAAUUCCAGUUAUCGGAGUUCAUCCUCUUUUAGUCAUUUUAAAAUCCAGUAAUAAAUGACUAGCACAUUUGCCUCUUUAUAAUUUAAGCACGUUACCAUUCAACAUUUUAAAAUAGAAAAAUCAGUAAAACUGCUUGUUUAUGAAGUAGCCGUUAAAACUAAAUUUUAAUGCAAUAUAGUGUCUUACAGAUUCAAAAAAACCACACCGUCCUCCACCCUUUGCCAGUAAUGGACGUGCUCUAGUCCAUGAGGUGCCCUCCCCCAUCUCCACCAUCACCCCAUUUUUUGGGUCAAGAUGGCAUUCAGGAAAUUUAAACGGAGGUGGCGUAAUCCGUAGAGCAACCAAAAUUCAGGCUGAAAAUAAACUUCGGCAAUCCAGUACCUUCUCUGUGAAUUACAGAAAGCACCUUUUCUAAGCACAGGCUGUAAAUAGCAGACACUUGAACAGAGAGCCUUGAUUAUGCUUCAUUUCUUAACACAAAUGACCCGUCAUGACAGACCCACCUCUGAGAGCCCAAGCUCCUCAGUUUAUUUUUUUAUUCUCUUCCUGCCUUAUUUCACCGAAUGACCAUGAUACUUUUUAAACAUGAUAAGAGUUCCUAGGAAGUUACCCAGGUAAAGGGGUGAUUUCUAACUAGUCAAAAUACCUUAUCUGGCCUUUUCUAUAAACAUUAAGCCUUUCUCCCAAGCCCAUGCUUAGGCUACCUACAGACAAAGGCAAAAUUUAGAAAGUAAAUGAUAAUGCAGUGUUUCUGGAGAGUGUAUUGCUUGGUACUUCGUAUCUUUCCUUUACAACUCAUGAUGCACCUGCAGUCCAUUUCAUCUUCCCACCAACAGAACCGUGUUGACGUGGCACGUUUCCCGAGUUUGAUAGAAAGACGUUAAGUGCCGUGGGAUAUACAGAUGUUCUCGCCUACAAGCAUUGUACCAGCCUUUUCAAAAGUGAAUUUAUACAAGCAUGGACACUAGUCUCAAUAAACGUUUUGAUAUUCAUAUAUCUGAAUGUUCCCUACUCUAAAUGUUUUUAGCUUUAGCAUAUCUAAAUUCUAUAGUUAUAGAGAAUCUUACACAUUUGAAACACAUUUGAAAGGAAUGGUACUAAGUGGUGCUCCAAGAACAUGUGGAAAAGUAACUCACUUUAUUCAUUUCAAUGCUUUUUUUUUUGGCCACACCGAGCACAUGUGGAAGAUCCCGGGUCAGGGAUUGAACCCACACGACAGCAGUGACCAGAGCCACCGCAGUGACACCACCAAGUCCUUAACCCACUGAGCCACCAGGGAACUCCUCAAGGCUUCUUGACGAGGUAUCGUUUUACCACUGUAUGAAGUGACAGGUUUAUACAAGAUUACUUUGAAGCCAUUUUUUUACUUUUGGGUGGUUUCCUUAUCUUAUUGGGGUUUGGAAUCAGUUUCUUUAUUUUCAGGGGUUGUAACACUACAGCCUGCUGACCUUCAGCAAGCUUCCUUUUGGGUUUAGAGAGGUCUUCAAAGGAAGUUUCUAAAAUCUCCUUGUCUCGGCUCUCCAGAGACUUGGUCUCUGAGUUCUCCUGGGGGUCUUCAGGUGUGUCCUGGAGGUCCCCGAGCCAUGGAACAUUCAGAGGGGGGACCCUGGGGAUGAUGGUGCUCACUUCAUCUGCAAAGGCAGUGGUGUUUUUCCUGAAGCCCAGGGCCAAGAUGCAUUUUAGGCCCACGACAGGUGCGAUCCUCUCGCUGAGCCGGGGCACCUGGCCGGCAGGGACGCCUCUGCUGGCGCUCAGCUGCACCAGGUGUGCAGUGACCAUGGCAGGCUUGGCCGACUUACAGGCCAGCACUAAGAGCAGCUCGUUCCUCUCCAGCGCUCUGGUGACUUCGUUGACGCCGAUGGCCAGCUGCUUCCGCACGUGCGCAGGGGUCCACCCUGACGCCUGGGCAUCACCUUCUGACCUUUUCUCCUCCAGAUCCUGGCCGGUGUCCGCAGCCAUGCCACAUGUGUCUCCACUCUCUUUCCCUAAAGAGGGCUGCUUUUUCUUCCUCUUCCUGUCCUCCACCUUCCGAAGCCCGAGGGAUUUAAACCUGACCUCCAGCGUCUGCAGUAUGAAGUGCAUGUCCUCUUGCCCCAGGGUGCCCCAGCAGGUGGCGUACGGGUUGUUCAAGGAGGUCUUCACAGGCGGAGGUCUCGUCUUCCGCACAGAGCCCCUCCCCGGGGCUUGCGGGGCUGCGGCCAUUUGGAAAAUCCUUCAGAGAGAAGCAAAACGACAAGGGAAAAUUCGUGAUCACUAGACAUACGUGACUUAAGAAUGUCGUGGUUGUGCUCAUUCUGAUUCUUCAAAGGCUGAUUCUGAUCGGCUCUAGCAAGCCUACUUAUAUAGGACAUAUGUAUCCCAUAGACAUGUGUGACCAUACACAUAACCUCUCUUUUAAGUUAUUUAUUUUCCCCUCUUUUUUCCAAUGACUUGGCCCUCAUUUGUAUACAGGCAAUUUAUGAAUGUUCUGUGGUACUGUGAUCACAGUGAAAUUCUUUUAGUUUAUUUCAUUUAUUAAAAAUGUUCCAUG
Sus scrofa (pig) is the source of this 6151-nucleotide messenger RNA. RefSeq names its product N-myristoyltransferase 2 (gene NMT2). Gene Ontology annotation, biological process: N-terminal peptidyl-glycine N-myristoylation. Gene Ontology annotation, cellular component: cytoplasm. Lineage: Eukaryota; Metazoa; Chordata; Mammalia; Artiodactyla; Suidae. The record is from RefSeq and is a predicted model, not a curated record. Gene Ontology annotation, molecular function: glycylpeptide N-tetradecanoyltransferase activity.